This is a messenger RNA of Oreochromis niloticus (Nile tilapia), 2469 nucleotides long. It is a transcript of the gene polm, whose product is annotated as polymerase (DNA directed), mu. The record is from RefSeq and is a predicted model, not a curated record. Gene Ontology annotation, molecular function: DNA-directed DNA polymerase activity; DNA binding. Gene Ontology annotation, cellular component: nucleus. The coding region runs from base 377 to 1969 and encodes 530 amino acids. Gene Ontology annotation, biological process: double-strand break repair via nonhomologous end joining. The transcript has 11 exons. Lineage: Eukaryota; Metazoa; Chordata; Actinopteri; Cichliformes; Cichlidae.
AAUAAUACUAAUUGACGUGGAGGUCAAAAAUAAAACCUUCCGAUCGUUUCCAGUCGGAAUUAUUUUGGUAGUGCACAGGAGGAGUGUCGAGACACCGGUGCAGCAGCUACACAGCUGCAUCCGGUCGCAGUCAUUCACGUUUGUUACUGAAAUUGGGGUUCUUUCCCCACAAACCUACCUCACAGCUUAAACCUCACUCAGUGAGUCUGGUUCAUUUAUGUAGGUUACAGUGUCGUAUGUUUAGAAAUGGCAAUUUUAUUAAAAAUAGUUAAAGAAAAAAAGCUAGGAAAACAAACGUCAUGAACUUGUGACCAAAGUGAACGGACCUGGUGUCAAACUACCCAGUGAGUUUUAUUAACUAGUUUUGUUGUGUACCAUGGUGCCACUAAAACGAAGAAAAACUCUCCCCUCAGAUGUUGGGAAUACUGUCAGUGACAGCAGUGGACAUAAGGUACCAAACAGGUUCCCUCAAAUUGUUUUGUUCCUGUUGGAAAGAAAAAUGGGAGCCAGCCGAAGAUUUUUCCUCUCUCAACUCGGACGAAAGAAAGGCUUUCAGGUGGAGGACGUGUUCAGUGAAAGCGUCACACAUGUUAUUUCUGAGAAUAACUGUGGCACUGAGGUCAGGACGUGGCUAGAGUCUCAGGGAAGGGGUCAGAGCCUCAGAGUUCACCUCCUGGACGUCAGCUGGUACACAGAGAGCAUGCAUGCAGGUCAUCCUGUGGAGAUAACACAUAGACAUAAAUUACAGGAGCAGCAGAUCAGUGAAGCAGAGGUUGCUUUGUUCUCAGUAUCCAGCUAUGCCUGUCAGAGACGAACCACUCUGGACAACCAUAACAGCAACUUGACUGAUGCCUUGUCGCUUUUAGCUGAAAACGCUGAGCUCAGUAAUGAGGACGGACGAGGCGUUGCCUUUCGACGGGCUGCUGCCUUGUUGAAGGCGCUCCCCACACAGGUGAUAAGCAUGUCACAGCUCAGGGGUCUGCCUUGUCUUGGAGAACACUCACUUAGAGUUAUAAAAGAUGUUUUGGAGAAUGGAGUGUCAAGUGAGGUUGAAUCCACCAAGCAGUCGAAGCGGUACAAAGCACUAAAGAUUUUGACUGGUAUUUUUGGAGUUGGAGCCAAAACUGCUGACCGAUGGAUUAGAGAGGGAAUAUACAACCUUGAGCAGUUACGAGAUUCAGGACAAACACUUAAUCGAGCACAAAAAGCAGGUCUGGAGCACUACGAUGACCUCAACGAGCCAGUCACUAAAGCAGAAGCAGAUGCCAUCGGGGAGAUUGUGCAGAAAGCUGUCAAUUCUGUGCUACCAGGAUCAGAGGUCGCUCUGACGGGAGGAUUCAGGAGAGGGAAGCUGACGGGCCACGAUGUUGACUUUCUGAUAACGCACCCAGAGGAAGGCAAAGAGGUGGGACUGAUGCCUAAAGUGGUCGCCUGGUUGGAAUCACAGGGAUUUCUCUUGUACCAGAAAACUACAAGAAACUCAUACCUGGAGUCGAAGGAUGGCCCUGCUCGGCCUGCCUCCAACAUGGACCGCUUUGAAAGGUGUUUCUCCAUCUUUAAACUGACCAAAAGGAAGGAACAAGAAAGCACGCAGCCAGAGGAGCAAAAUGAUCUGAAAACCGAGGACGUUCUCAGACCUCACAUGCAGGCGGACACAGAUCAACAAUUAUGUGAGCUCAGUAAGAAUUACCAGAUGGAAGCUGCAUCACACAAAAUAUGGAGAGCUGUGAGGGUGGACCUGGUGGUCUCUCCGAUCAGCCAAUUUGCUUUUGCUGUGCUGGGCUGGACCGGAUCCAAGUUGUUUGAGAGGGAGCUGCGACGUUGGGCUGGGCAUGAGAAGAACAUGUCUCUGAGCAGUCACGCCCUAUUUGAUAAUACACAGAAUAAAUAUCUGAGAGCUACAUCAGAGGAGGAGAUAUUUGCUUAUCUUGGUCUGGAGUACAUCCCUCCAUCAGAGAGAAAUGCUUGAAGCGGCCUGAUCAGCUGCUACAUUGCACGCAAGCAAGAGCUGGAGGGCAGAAAUAAAUGCUUCUGUUAGAAGGGCGCCAUCAUGGCAUGGAGUUGCUGUGUAACUACUAAAGAAAUAUUAUAUGAUUGAACUCAAUGAUGACACCCACUCAGAUGACUGACAUUUUCUUAUUACAUGAAUACUGAAUUUUAUUUAUUAAUCAAAUACACUGACCGGAACUGAACCUGUUUUGUUUUUUUAAUAAAUGUGAAAUUUACAACUGAAAGAGUGAAAACAAACCUUGCUUCCAGUAACAGUGUAAUUUCAGAAAUUACGCAGACUUCCUAUUUACAUAUAAUUUAUGAAUUUUUGGGCCACAGUAUCAAAACGAACACAAACAACUGAUAUGCGAUACAGGACUACAUAAAGUGCAAGUGUAUAAAAAACAAAACAAAACAGUGCAACACCAGACACAGCACAAUGCAGACACAACAGUGCAAUAAAAAAGUGCAACAAUGACA